GCAAACGAGAUCGCAUCCCGCGGAAUGGCGUCACUAAUCUUUACGGUGUAAACACGAUAUCGCUAGUGACACCGCGACGGGUGUCUUCGCCGACGGUGACAUCGAUUUUAUAUGGACUGGUCAUACUGAUCGAAAUCGGGAAAACUGCUGCCCGCUGACCAGUGCCCACCACGCUAUUGGCCCUCCCGCGCAUGGACGCGUCGUCGUGCAGUCGCAGUGUACGUGAAUCGCACUAACGAGCGCGUCCCGUCCGGUGUCCGGAUUCCGUGUGAACGGCGUGUGCAGAAAUUUAUUGUCGACGUGCGGGUUCGAGUGGUCAAUAACGACAAUAACGGUUGCGGCAGAACGUGAAUCGGCGUCCGCGUAUCUAUCGUCGCGGUUGGUCUUCGCCGUCACUUCCAUCACUUCCAUCCGGCCUGCGGUGCGGUCGAACGUCUCCGAUCGUCUGUCUGCGUGCGGCCCACCCGACUGUUUACUGCAAUAGCGUGUGUAACACAACGUCGUCGUGUCCCGUCUCGAAGAUGUCUGUCGUCACGAUAAAAUUAGAAAACGAUGACGAGAACUUCGCCGAAGAGCCCAAGUACGACGCUCGCGACGACGUCGACAUGUCCAUACGGAUCAUGUUCAACGGCCGGGAAGUUGGAAAUGUAAUUGGCAAACGAGGUGACACUGUAAAAAAUAUAAGAAACCUGUCUGGUGCUAGAAUUUUAAUUUCUGAUAGUUCCACUCUAGAACGUAUUGUUCUUAUUACUGGAAAUAGAAACACAAUUUUUAAAGCUACUGAACUUAUUUGUCAAAAAGUUGAAGAAUUUUUUGAGAGACAACAUGGUCAAUGGAAUGGCCCAAAAUCACCUUUUACACUUCAACUAAUUGUACCAGCAUCUCAAUGUGGUUUCAUAAUUGGCAAAGGAGGAAGUAAAAUAAAAGAAAUUAGAGAAUCAAGUGGUGCUGCUAUAUUAGUAGGAUCAGAUAUGUUAGCUAAUUCAACUGAACGUUUAGUUUUAAUUACUGGUACUUCAAGCUCAAUAUCUCUUUGUGUUUAUCUGGUCUGCAAUAUACUAUUGGAUUCUCCUCCUCGUAAUGCAUCAAUCCCUUAUCAACCUUCAACGUCAGGGAUUGCUUCUUGUAUUGAUGUAACUGAUUGUAGAAGAGAAAGCAAUAUUCCUUUGACCAAUUUUGCAGCUUUAGGGAUAGGAACUUCAUCAUCUGGAAGUAUCAAUCCAGCAGCCUUGACUGCAUUAGCUGGAAGUCAGUUAAGAACUGGCUAUCGUCAAAACGGAAAUGUUAGUGGAGAACAUAAUGAACAAAAUAUCAAAUCAAAUAUUGAGACAAUAUCAAUGACUGUUCCCAAUGAAUUAAUUGGGUGCGUCAUUGGUAAAAGAGGAAGUAAAAUCGCAGAAAUUCGACAAAUAAGUGGCGCUAAAGUUCAUAUACAUAAAUUUGAAGGAACUAAUGAAAACGGGGAGGAUUUAGAUCGCCGUAUAAGAAUUACAGGAAACAAAGAAUCUAUUUCAAUUGCUAAGUACUUAAUUGAAAUGAGUGUGACUCUGCAAAAAGCCGCCAAUCUUGAAGAGGUUAAAUUAACCUCUAGUCCUGACAAUGGUUCCAGUUCAACUUCAUCCACUCCAACUAUGCCUCAACUAUUUGCCAAGCCAGAUCCCAUCACUACCAUAUCCAGCUUAUAUGCUUAUAUAGCCUUAACUGGUCGUGCCCAACGAUCCCCUCCAAUACAGACCACAGGUGUCCACCGUCCGAGAAAUUCUUUAAAAAGAAAGCGCAGUCCUUCAGGUGACAAAACUAAUGUGGAAAAAUCAAAGGUCGUUCAUCACUGAAUGAUAAUUGAUUUCAAAUCCUAAAACAAUUUCCAUCAUUACUCAUUAGGUUUUCUUCA
Molecule: messenger RNA, 1891 nt
Organism: Melanaphis sacchari
Lineage: Eukaryota; Metazoa; Arthropoda; Insecta; Hemiptera; Aphididae
Product: poly(rC)-binding protein 3-like
Exons: 9
Coding region: 522-1832 (436 amino acids)
Biological process (GO): regulation of gene expression; regulation of RNA metabolic process
Cellular component (GO): nucleus; cytoplasm
Molecular function (GO): mRNA binding
Source: RefSeq, a predicted model, not a curated record